Molecule: messenger RNA, 3224 nt
Organism: Thalassophryne amazonica
Lineage: Eukaryota; Metazoa; Chordata; Actinopteri; Batrachoidiformes; Batrachoididae
Gene: man1a2
Product: mannosidase, alpha, class 1A, member 2
Exons: 14
Coding region: 594-2540 (648 amino acids)
Biological process (GO): N-glycan processing; carbohydrate metabolic process
Cellular component (GO): endoplasmic reticulum; Golgi membrane; extracellular exosome
Molecular function (GO): mannosyl-oligosaccharide 1,2-alpha-mannosidase activity; calcium ion binding
Source: RefSeq, a predicted model, not a curated record
UCUUCACUCACUCACUCAGUCAGUGAGCCGCUGCUGCGGUCCGAUACAGCGGGUAGCUACAGGCGAACUCCAGCUGUAACGCGAUGUGUGUGUGAGAAUCAGUGUGUCGUCACGGUGCAACGCCUGUGGACACAAAGACACAACCUGCUACAGCGACUGUUUGGAUCAGACGUCCCGGGAAUCCUGGCUGAUAGUGAUGUUGUGGUGAUGCAGCGCUUCUGUCACUCCGUAAGCUGCUAGCUACACUUAGCAGCUUAGCCUCGCAGCUAGCAGCGCAGCUGGCUGUGGAAAAAGCGCAGAGCCGCCGGAAUAUCAACAGUAUCCGAACAGCACGACGUGGACAUCUUUAUUUUUCCUCCUUCUCGGCCGCUGCCUGGCAGCGUUUUCUCCUCCGCUGCUGAAUCAUCAUGGUGACUUCUCUGCUGACACGUCUGUCCCUCACGGAGAGAUCUCAGCCAUGCUUGAUUUUUGGGUGGACUGAAGCAGGAAUGAGAUAAUAGAGUAACCUGGCCACUGCAUGGUGCUGCAACACGACCAGCGGCACUUAUAGACCCACACCGCCCUCUGCACAGUUUAUUCUCGCAGUUUAAAACAUGACCACACCAGCUCUCCUGCCGCUGUCAGGCCGCAGGAUACCCGCUCUGGCGCCGGGUUCCUCUUCCUUCUCCCACCACCGGGCCACGCUGAGGCUCUCUGAGAAGUUCAUCCUCCUCCUCAUCCUUAGUGCCUUCAUCACCUUAUGUUUUGGGGCCUUUUUCUUCCUCCCAGACAAUUCCAAGCACAAGCGUUUUGACCUGGGUUUAGAGGACGUGCUCAUUCCUCACAUUGACUCACCCAAAGGCAGCAAACAUGUCGCUGGACAGAUGGUCAUACAUGGACAGGGAGGACAUGAUGAAAACAGGCACAGGGAGGAGGAGGAGAGCCUGAGGGACAAAAUACGGGCAGACCAUGAACGAGCGCUUCAGGAGGCAAAGGAGAAGCUUCAAAAAUCACGUGAGGAGCUGCAAGCAGAUAUUCAAACUGAGAAGAACAAAAUUAUUGAUGACCUGAAGAAGAAAGACGUGGGUCCUAAACCUUUGCCACCUGUCCCCAUGCCAAAAGUGGUGGGGGUCAAUGAUGGCGAGCCGUCUGAACCCGAUGUUAAAGAAAAACGGAACAAGAUACGAGAGAUGACGAAGCACGCCUGGGAUAGCUACAGACAGUACGGUUGGGGUCACAAUGAACUGAAGCCUCUUGCCAAGAAGGGACAUUCCACAAACAUCUUCGGUAACUCCCAAUUGGGGGCGACCAUUGUGGACGCCUUAGACACGCUCUACAUCAUGGGACUGCAUGAGGAGUUCAAGGACGGCCAGGAGUGGAUCGAACAGAACUUGGACUUCAGUGUGAACGCAGAGGUGUCUGUUUUUGAGGUCAACAUCCGUUUUAUCGGAGGGCUUCUGGCUGCUUACUACCUCUCGGGACAGGAGAUGUUCAAGCUGAAGGCUGUUCAACUCGCUGAGAAGCUACUUCCUGCCUUCAACACCCCCACAGGAAUCCCGUGGGCGAUGGUCAACCUUAAGAGUGGUGUCGGCCGUAACUGGGGCUGGGCAUCAGCUGGCAGCAGCAUCCUGGCCGAGUUUGGGACUCUACACAUGGAAUUUGUCCACCUCACGUACCUGACAGGGAACCCUGUUUACUUCCAGAAGGUAAUGCACAUCAGGAAACUGCUAGCCAAAAUGGACCGUCCCAACGGGCUGUACCCAAACUACCUAAACCCGCGUACAGGCCGCUGGGGUCAGCAUCACACCUCGGUUGGCGGUCUGGGUGACAGUUUUUAUGAGUACCUGCUGAAGGCUUGGCUUAUGUCAGACAAAACAGACACAGAAGCCCGGAAAACAUACGAUGAUGCCAUUGAGGCCAUCGAGCGCCACCUGAUACGUAAAUCCAACGGCGGCCUGACCUUCAUUGGUGAAUGGAAGAACGGUCACCUGGAGAGGAAGAUGGGACACUUGGCAUGUUUUGCCGGCGGCAUGUUUGCAUUAGGUGCUGAUGGAUCACCUGAUGACAAGGCCGGACACUACCUGCAGCUGGGUGCCGAGAUUGCGCACACCUGCCACGAGUCGUACGACAGGACGGUACUGAAGCUCGGACCAGAGGCCUUUAAGUUUGACAGUGGCCUGGAAGCUGUGGCUGUGCGGCAGAAUGAGAAAUACUACAUCCUGCGACCGGAGGUGAUCGAGACCUACUGGUACAUGUGGAGGUUCACCCAUGACCCCAAAUACCGGCAGUGGGGCUGGGAGGCAGCACAGGCCAUUGAUAAGUACUGCAGGGUGAGCGGAGGCUUUUCUGGAGUGAAGGACGUCUACUCCUCCAACCCAUCGUACGAUGAUGUGCAGCAGAGCUUCUUUCUUGCCGAGACGCUCAAGUAUCUGUACCUGUUGUUCUCCAGUGAUGACCUGAUGGCAUUAGAGAGUUGGGUCUUCAACACGGAGGCUCACCCGCUCCCCGUUCUCCACCUGGGUAACAUCACCCUGCCUGGCAGCGAGGCAGCCCAGCAGUAGAUGGACCUGAGCUCUUUGUCCCCCACAACACCAGGAGGCGCCACCUGCCUCCUUAUAAACACUGGACGGAUUUACAUCCAGCUCCUCAGGCUCAUAGCUAUUUUUGGGGUUGCAGACAUGAACCAGAUUUGGGGGGGGGGGUGAUGAGAGAAGGAGCUGUGCACAGACCACUGCAGAGAGGAGAGGACGUGGAAAUGCUGAGUCUCUCCUUUGGUCUUUGCUUCAGUCACAGACUUCUGCUUCUCUCUCUCUCUCUGUCAGGAUGAUGGUGGGCACGACGCCCAGACCCGUGAGGGACGCGGCUCCAACAUGAGGAGGUUCAGACUUUUGUUCAUAUUUUUAGACUUGGUCAGACCAAACUUUUCUGUAACAAUCUUGAGCUGCGACACUGGGAAUCCGUACCGCGUCCUGUGAGGAAGCACGCGGUCAGGCACGUUGACACUGUACUGAUCAGUGCCACGUCUACUUUUUGAUCGGCAGAAGUCAACUUUAUAGGCUGUGAUGGGUUUUCUUCUUCCCCAAAUUAAUCUGCGGUGGUUGGCGGGGACACAGGAUUGAAUCACAGCCCUCUGCUUCUUCCUGAACAAACCCCGCCCUUCUCCACGACCAGUUUAGUAUCCAUUAGAUGAACUUUGACCUGGAACUGUUAGCAGCUGGUCACAUCAUCACCAGAGGGGGGAGGGG